GUGUCAUUUUUUAGCUUUUAGCUACAGUGUUUGCAAGCUGCAGCCUGCUGGACAUUUUACUUUAUACGACAUUUAAAAACGGCCCAUAAUCAGACAAUGGUUGAAGGACCGGGGUGCAAAUUAAAUGGAGAGAAAAUUCGUCGGAGAGUCCAGAAAGGACAGAAAGUAAAAGAGAUUCGAGGCACCUUGACAGCAGCUAACAAAAACAGCUCGGGGAAAAAUGCUUUCUGCCUUUUUAAUGGUGGCCAUUACACUGGAGUUGAAACCUUGGGGAAGGAGCUCUUCAUGUACUUUGGUCCCAGAGCUUUGAGAGUCCACUUUGGUAUGAAUGGGUCGAUGCGUAUAAACCAGACAGGGAAGAGGGAAAAGAACGACUCCUCUCCAGCGCUGGAAAUUCACCUGACUAACGACAUUGUUUGUUUCUUUGACAGCACAGUGGAAAUAAGGGUAACGGAGGACUGUGAGCAGAGGGUAAGGGCUCUGGAGAGUCUGGAUGUCUGCUCCUCGAGGUUCAGCUUCUCCUGCGUUGAGGAGGCUGUGAAGAGACAAAAUUUCAGGAUGCUCUGUGACGUUCUUCUCGAUCAGGUCGUCAUGCCUGGAGUCGGCAACAUCAUUAAAAAUGAGGCCCUGUUUGACUCUGGCCUCCACCCAGCCGUGAAGGUUCAUCAACUUGCAGAUGAGCAGAUCCACCACUUGGUGAAGAUGACACGUGAUUUCACUCUUUUGUUUUAUAAGUGUUGCAAAUCUGGUUCUCCUCUCUACAAACAUUACAAAGUCUACAAGCGUCCCCAAUGCGGCCACUGCUCUCAUGUCAUCACAGUCUGUCGUCUUGGAGACAGCAGCAGGAUGACUUACUUCUGCGAGCGCUGCCAGAGGGGAGAUCCCAGCGAGGUUGAUGUCAGAAAACUGCCGGUCAGAAACACUUUGUUUGCUUGGACCUACAAUAGCAGAACCAAUGAUAAUGUGGCGAAGCCUGAGGAAAAGGACUGGAUCUGUCAGCUGUGCACGCUCAUCAACCAGCCAGCAGCUAAAUCCUGUGAUGCCUGUCUCAGUCCAAGACCUCAUGUCCACAAAGACGGCAUUAGCACUGAAGCGUCACUCCUCACCACGGAUUUGAUUAAAUACCCCUGCACUGCCUUCCAGAAGCCACAAGAGGAGCUCAAACUCAACUGGAGGUCUGCAUUUGGGACAUCUACCCUUGUUUUGUCUGAUGUGAGCAAAAAACCAAAGCCUGUAAACUCCACAGUCUUCCCAGUAGGCACUCAUUUGAAUUCAGUGGCGGUACAGCAAGGUUUAUAUAAAUACAGUGUCUGCCAAGGGACAACAAGCCCCAAUUAUGCCUCUGGUGGCUGGCAGAAGCAAAGUGCCGAGCGUUCCGAUGGGGAAUCACUGGCCUCCUACAGUCACCCAUCCAAGAAAAUGAGAAUUGAUCACGGCCCCUUUCUCAGUAACAAUGCUCAAAGCAGAACCCCCAACUCAAGCAUACCAAAAACUGACGCACCAAGCUGGAGUUCGUCCAGUCCUCCCAACCCCACUGUGCCUCGUUGCACAUCCCAUCAUCGCCCGGCUCUUCUCAGAGCAGUCCACAAGGAGGGGGAGAAUAAGGGCCGACGGUUCUAUGUCUGCUCGCUUCCCAGAGAGACCAAGUGCAACUUCUUUGAGUGGGCUGACUUGCACUUCCCUCUUUGUCACCAUGGGAAACGCUGCUUAAUGAGGACAGUUCUAAAGCUUGGACCAAAUAACGGCCGCAAGUUCUUCACCUGCAGCUUCAGAAAGGGUAAACAGUGUGACUUUUUCCAGUGGGCAGAGCAUGAACCAGGGCUGUUUGUCCACUCUGGCUGUUAAUGUCUGUUUACUUAACAAUGAGGCUUAUGUGUUCAUAUCGUG
Messenger RNA from Thalassophryne amazonica, 1887 nucleotides. RefSeq names its product nei-like DNA glycosylase 3 (gene neil3). Gene Ontology annotation, biological process: base-excision repair. Gene Ontology annotation, molecular function: DNA-(apurinic or apyrimidinic site) endonuclease activity; DNA N-glycosylase activity; zinc ion binding. Gene Ontology annotation, cellular component: nucleus. Lineage: Eukaryota; Metazoa; Chordata; Actinopteri; Batrachoidiformes; Batrachoididae. The transcript has 10 exons. Bases 97 to 1845 code for a protein of 582 amino acids. The record is from RefSeq and is a predicted model, not a curated record.